GUGUUCGCGGCAGCCCGAAGAACGCGCUUGGCGCUCGAAACAAUUGGACGUCAGUGGAGCCGGUGGCACUAGGCAGGCCGAAAGACCGUGCAGGAGCAUCGUCACACCGUGAGCUGUAUCGGAGUUGGAAUCGGCGCAGCGGCAAUUCAAACUCAUCCUUCGCGUGUAGUGUGUUUUUCUUAGCGUAGUUUCAGAGCCAGGCUUUACAGCCUGUUGCAAUCAGCGGGUCUUUGGAAAUCGGCAUUGGUACGAACUUUCUCGGAUAGAUUCUUGGAAGUCGUCUCUGCGAGGGUGUGCCGUAGUCUUCCGGAGAUCAGCCGCGCAGCUCCAAAGGACAGUCGUCACGUCUUACAAGAGUGUCGAUUAUGUUAUCGCAAGCACGGUGGCGAAGCUGAAACACCACUCACAAAUUUUGUGCUUGUUUGAAGACUGAGGGAUAGAUCCACGUAGUCCGUUGACGGUGCCUUAAACUCUGUGCUCUUCGGGAACUGGCCUGUGGAGUCACUAGCCUCGAGUUAUAUUAAGCGCUGGACAGCAAGCCGCUCUCCAACGAUUCUCGUGCGCCGAUCUCAAGAAGUCUCCAAAUUCCAAGAGGCUUUUACAAAAGGCUGCAGCAGCAGGUGACUCUCUUCGCUUCUCCACGAAGUGGCAACACGUGGUGCACAGGUGCUCGAAAUCGUAGUCGAGAACACCUGGGAAGCUAUUCGCACCUUCCAGUGCUGCAUCGUCCAUCGAAGAAGCCGUCAUCACCUUCAUUAUCCCAAAGCAUGGCUCGAUCAACUGUGUGGACGACUGUGGCUGCAGCGUGCAUCAUUGUCAGCAGCUACGUCCUGCCAGCGUCGGCGCAGACGUGCAGCUUGGAGCGGGCGGCUCAGUGCCGCGAUGACGUCAUGAGGCAAGUUCGGCAGGAAAGCCGCAGCUUCAGGGGCCAGGAAAUCACCAACCUCUGUAGGUCUGUCCGGGACAACAUGGCUUGCCUGAUGUGGCACUCGGCCAACUGCCAGUCCAGAGAUCAGCAGGACAAGAGUGGUGACGUCAUACUGUCCGCGAAGUCUUUCCUUGACCGAUCGUGCGAUCUGGACGGAGGCUGGCGCGUGAGCCGCUGCUUCCAGUACGACGACGUGAAGCAGUGCGAAGCCAACUUCGUGGCCGGGGGCAAGGCGUCCAUCGUCGCCGACUCGUGCAGGAGCUACGUGGCGUUCAAGCGUUGCGUCAAGGACGUGGCCGGCCGUCGGUGUUCGGUGGAGGAAGAGCGCCAGCUGUCCUCCUACCUGGUGGACCGAGCGAGGGAACUGAGCUGGCAGUGCGGCGCCACUUCCGGAGAAGCACGGGACGUGCACAGCAUCUACCGGUCGGGAUCACCCGGAGGAUACGCCCCAUACACGCAAGCCCCGGCCUACUACCCUCCUCGGUACCUGGGGACCUCCUCCACGAGCCCCCCGCUGCCACUGGCCCCACUGCACCGAUACAAUUUCUCGGCCGUUUCCGCUUCCUCGCCCUCGUCUAGGGCGUCUUCUUCCAACGAGGAUUCGUACUGCAUGCUUCGUGCCAGCGAGUACAUCCAAGACUGCUCCAGGGAGCACCAGAGGAGGCAGUACAACGCCAGGAGAUACCACUCGGAUGACCGUGUGCGCGAGACCUGCUGCGCCACGCUAGCCUACCGGGAGUGCAUCAAGGUGGUGCUGCACGACCAGUGCCGAGACGCCGGCAGUUCGGUAAUCGACAACAUCCUCUACCAGCAGACCAGGGAGCUGGACUACGAGUGCAGGGACUUCAACGCGUACCGCUGUAGCGGCUGCAUCGCCACGACCUCCGCCGCCAUGCUGCUGGCUGCAGCGACGCUCGUGCUGCUCCGCACCCUCACGUUCGGAAGCAGCUGAACACACACUAACGACCACGCGAACACAUUAACGACACAAAAUGUGUGCCUCCACGUAGCAGACGAGACGUAUAGCAGACGAAGUCGUGGUGACGUGUCACUGUGUCCCUGGAGAAGAUUUUU
Molecule: messenger RNA, 2002 nt
Organism: Rhipicephalus sanguineus (brown dog tick)
Lineage: Eukaryota; Metazoa; Arthropoda; Arachnida; Ixodida; Ixodidae
Exons: 8
Coding region: 768-1880 (370 amino acids)
Source: RefSeq, a predicted model, not a curated record